This is a messenger RNA of Hydractinia symbiolongicarpus, 1035 nucleotides long. RefSeq lists its product as uncharacterized. Lineage: Eukaryota; Metazoa; Cnidaria; Hydrozoa; Anthoathecata; Hydractiniidae. The transcript is spliced from 3 exons. The coding region runs from base 1 to 1035 and encodes 344 amino acids. The record is from RefSeq and is a predicted model, not a curated record.
AUGACUAGUCUUGGUUUAAAAAGAAAGCUACCUUCCCCUGAAAAACCUAAAGAUCCUGAGCUGACUGUAGAAGAGGCAUUACAGCAAGAGAUUCAAAAAUUGGAAGCCACCAUAGCUACUAUGAAAGUUGAAAUAACAAAAAAAGAAAACUCAUUAUUAGCAGAGAUAAAUUCUUUACAAACAGAAGUUGAUGAAAAUAAAUUUACAGUGGACAGAUUUAAACACAACACUGCACAUUUUAAAUUUUACACUGGUUUUGAAAGCUACGAAAUGUUUAAACUUGUACUUGAAUAUUUACAACCAGCUGCUGACUCUCUAAUAUACUGGGGAUCAAAUACUAACAUUGAAAACACAAAAACCUAUAAUGGUAAACGUGAGCGAUCCAGAGCUACAACAGCUGAAACAGAAUUUUUUAUGAUUCUUAUUAGACUUCGCUGUGGAUUUCCUAUUGAAGAUAUGGCAAUACGAUUUAACAUGUCGACUAGUAAUGUAAGUCGAAUAUUCAUUACUUGGAUAGACUUUUUGCACACUCAACUGAGAGUACUUCCUAUAUGGGCUUCAAAAAAAACAGUAGCAGAGACAAUGCCAAAAUGUUUUAAAGAUUUAUAUCCCACAACACGUGUUAUAAUAGACUGUACAGAAAUAUUUACAGAGAUGCCUUCUUCAUACCGCAGCCAAUCAGCUACUUUUUCCAGCUAUAAACAUCACAACACUGCUAAAGGAUUGGUAGGGAUUGCACCAAGUGGAGCAGUUACAUUCAACAUGGUGACUCGUUUAAUGGCUGAUCGAGGAUUCGAUAUUGAAGAGGAUUUACCUGAUGGAGUAACUCUUAAUAUACCUGCGUUUCUAAAAGGUAAAACACAACUAGAUUUGGGAGAAGAACUUGAAACUAGAAGAAUUGCUUCUGUAAGAGUUCAUGUGGAGAGAGCAAUUAAUCGAGUUAAAAACUUUAAAAUUUUACAGUCAAUAUUUCCAUUGUCAAUGGCACCUGAUUUAAAUAAAGUCUGGUAUAAACUAUUAAAUCCAAUUCACUAA